Chenopodium quinoa (quinoa) is the source of this 1401-nucleotide messenger RNA. RefSeq lists its product as uncharacterized. The coding region runs from base 1 to 1401 and encodes 466 amino acids. NCBI's taxonomy places the organism in Eukaryota, Viridiplantae, Streptophyta, Magnoliopsida, Caryophyllales, Amaranthaceae. The transcript has a single exon. The record is from RefSeq and is a predicted model, not a curated record.
AUGGCUGUCGAUGAUGUUCCGCCGCCGCCACCACCAACACGAAUUGACAUCACCUCUCCAUACUACCUAGGUCCUCAUGACAGACAUGGUGAUUUCAUAACCCCGACUCGGCUUCGUGGUGAAAACUACGAUGAAUGGGCAGGGGAUAUUCAAACCGUGUUAGAGGCACGACGUAAAUUUGUUUUCCUAGAUGGAACGAUCUCCUCGCCUUCCUCUCUGUGUACUCAAACAGAUUGGAACACCAUUCAUGCCAUGUUGAUUUCGUGGCUUAUGAACACAAUUGACCCCGAGGUCAAGGGUACUCUGUCAAAAUACAAAGAUGCGAAGCGCUUAUGGGACACUCUCAAAAUGCACUUUGCCACCGUCAAUGGUCCUCGAAUUCAGCAAUUGAAGGUGUCAAUUGCAAAGUGUGAGCAAACGAAGACUAUGUCAGUGGCCUCCUAUUUUGGAAAAUUGACGGCUCUAUGGGAGGAAUUAAACAACCAUGAGCCGCUCAUUACUUGUGCUUGCUGCCAGACGUGUACAGCAGGUGUGGAGCAUGAAAAACGUCGUGAAAAUACUCGACUCCAUGAGUUCUUGAUGGGCCUAUGUACCGAUUAUUAUACUCAGACUCGUACUAAUAUAUUAUCUCAAGACCCUUUGUCGACUCUUGAUCGGGCGUACCAGUUGGUUGUGCAAGACGAACGUGUACGGAUCGCCAAGCAAACCCCUGAUGAGCAGGCAUCCGAGGCAGUGGGGUUUGCUUUUCGAACCAGCACCGGAAAACAGAGGACAACAGCCUCUGAUGAGAAGGCAGAUAAGUCCGGUCUUCACUGUAACCAUUGCAAGAAACAUGGCUAUGUAAUUUCUGAUUGUUUUGAACUUAAAGGGUACCCAGAUUGGUGGCCGAACCCUUCAAAACGUGGCAAACCGCAACAGACCAGCUCUAAAGGUCGGGCUCCUCCUCGUGCGAAUGCUACAGCAGCUAAUAAGGCAGAUUCAAUAGGGGGUUCCUCUCAGACUUUCACGGCAGAACAGUGGAGGGCAAUUGCUGGUUUUAUUGGUAACACUCAAAUUCCCGAUGAACGUUUGAACGGUGAGUUUGAUAAUACCUUGUGGAUCGUUGACACAGGGGGUUCUAGGCAUGUAACUUGUGAUGACAUAUGGCUUUUUGAUACGAGUCACAUCUCACAUUGUCCGGUUGGUCUUCCGAAUGGCAAAACAGUGAAUGCCACGAAGGAAGGCUCAGUUCGUCUAUCAUCUAAAAUUGUUCUUAAGCAUGUCCUAUUUGUUCUCGAUUUACGUUGCAAUCUAAUUUCUGUAUCACAAUUAAUUGAUGAUGCUCAUUGUACUGUCCAAUUUAACUCCAAUAUGUGUGCUUUACAGGAUCAGUCGAGGGAGCUGAUUGGAACGAGUGUUUAG